GGGUGGAGGUCGUCCCAUGGGUGUGGAGGUCAAACUCAGGCUGCUCCUUCUCCUCUCAGCUCUGGCCUGCGCUCCUCUGCUCACAGGGGGCGCUGGUGUGAUGCCACAAACUCCUGUGGUGUCCAGUGGAGGGACACAGAUGCUGCCGUCACAGUCGAAACCAACGCAGGAAAAUACAAACAUCAACUUUGAGCAAAAACCUGAUGAUCCACCAAAACAAGUGAAUGUCUCCAAGAACCGUCAAAGUCUAAUCUGGUCUGGUCUUCAACAUCCAGCCAAUAAUGCACAGUCCGAUUUGAGAUUCAAACAGUUACAUUCAUUACAGAACCUGUCUCUAAAACAACUUUCAAAUCUUUCCAUCGCAAAAGACCCAGAUGCCCCGGAAAUGCAGACAGCCAAGAUUGUAUUGCCCAAACCAAAUUUUCACAACAAUCUAAAUACGAGUCAAUUGAAGCCACUGUUUGUUGAAAAGCAAGUGUCCAGCCCGUCUCCUGUAUCAUCCAAUAUUGGAGUUUCUAAUCCAAAAUCGCAGCCAUUGGAGUCUGAAACACCCGCCUUCCCGAGUGGACUAGUUCACGUUCAAAAUGGAGAACUUCAGUCUCAGACAAUUGUCUAUGAUGCAAGAAAUCAACAAACACCAAAUGAGUCUCAAGAAUCAAGAAAUUAUGAGACCAGUUCUUCAAGAGACCAAUAUUUUAAACACGGAAAACCAAGCUCUCAGAAUCAAAAAAACACAGGACCAUCUUCUCAAACAAGUGAGCAAAACCUAUGGGACAAAUCUUUGAACAAGCAAGAACUUCUCCCUCAAGAUGUUCCCAUGACGACAAAAUCACAACCAACCAGAGAACGACAGCUAUUUCAAACAAUGAGUCUUCAAAGCAGCGGCAGCGCAGGUAGACAGGACCAAAGCUAUGAAGCAAAACAAACUCCUCCCAGGUUCAUCACGGUGCCUCCACUCGGGAAAGAUCACGUCGUCUCUGUGAGAAUCGCCCCACACUGA
Molecule: messenger RNA, 1000 nt
Organism: Boleophthalmus pectinirostris (great blue-spotted mudskipper)
Lineage: Eukaryota; Metazoa; Chordata; Actinopteri; Gobiiformes; Gobiidae
Exons: 4
Coding region: 17-1000 (327 amino acids)
Source: RefSeq, a predicted model, not a curated record